Molecule: messenger RNA, 3301 nt
Organism: Varroa destructor (honeybee mite)
Lineage: Eukaryota; Metazoa; Arthropoda; Arachnida; Mesostigmata; Varroidae
Product: cGMP-inhibited 3',5'-cyclic phosphodiesterase 3B-like
Biological process (GO): signal transduction
Molecular function (GO): 3',5'-cyclic-nucleotide phosphodiesterase activity
Source: RefSeq, a predicted model, not a curated record
UAAGAAGUUUCUUUACUUAUCCACAAAAUCAAUCCUACACGCUUUAGCUGCAAAGGGAUCAUUUCGAUCACGUCUCAUAUUGCGCAGACGCUGAUCACGGUUCACAUUGUGCACGUUUGCGAAUGAGCGCGACGAAAAAUAAGCGGUCUGCCAAUGUUCGAUAUGCGCUGUUAUCUGAAAACGAUGAAGGGAACGCGGAGAUGAGGAGAGCUGUCAUCAACUCAAAGCUUACGCCGCCAGAUGGAACUUCAAGCAGCUUGGCCCCUUUUUUACUUGAGGUGUUCGACGACUUCAAAUUGUAGGUGAAUCUGCGUUAGUGUAUUCGUCAUGCGAACAAGCUUUUCCUGUCCAUGGUGUCACCUGCAAGUCAUUCGUCCUAUAUAGUGAUAAUUAACAAGGCGCGACCCUGACAGCUUAUAUUGAAGUCUGUUUAACUAAACGACGUGUCAGCUAGGGGUUUAGAGUACAACCCCCGUGUUUAAGGGGGAAGUGUUUUGAAACUCAGAGCAACAGUUUUUAUGAUGUGUAUUCGUUAUCGAGCGGCUUCGCAACUUUCGCCUGAGCCCGAGGAAGGUGAUGGCAAGCCGCAUGUUAAACCACGGAUAAAGAAGAAGAUUAUAUGGAAGCGUUUGCCCUUCGGCACGGCUUAUGAUUUAGAUUGUGCCCUUUUCGAUGUCGAGAAAAUUCAUAAGAGUCCUCAACUGAAUGCCCUUAGUCAAUGGGAUUAUGACAUAUUUGGACUUGCGAAGAUGUGGCCGUGCACAGUAUUGAGUUCGAUGUGUUUCCGCAUAUUAAAGGAUACUGGUCUAAUUUCGGCGUUUGGAUUGCUCGAGAAAGAGCUGAUACUGUACUUGCACGUUUUGGAGAGCGGCUAUCGAGAUAUACCAUUCCAUAAUCGGGUGCACGCUGCCGACGUCCUCCACGGAGUCUACUAUCUUUGUACGCAGCCUGUGGCCGGACUAAAACAAUCGCCUCGAUCGAAGAACGUUGGCACUGCCAAUCUACAAGUUGUCACCUCAUUCAGAGAGAAGCAAUUCGGGGAAAGGCAAAAAAAAGGUAACCAGAAGUCGACAUUGCCGAUUGAUCCUAACUCGGAACGCACGUAUGGGAUUUUAGCAGCAAAUAUAACCCGACUUGAGCUACUUGCUGUCCUGUUAGCCGCAGCAAUGCAUGACUACGAUCAUCCAGGAAGGUCCAACAGGUUCCUGGUUCUGACAAAGUCACCACUCGCACAAUUGUACAAUAAUAGGUCAGUGUUAGAGCAGCACCACGUUUCAAAAUCGUGGGAGCUCAUGGAAAGUUAUCCUGAAUGCAAUUUUCUGAAGAACAUGCAUCCCACUGAGCGUUCGAAGCUACAACAACUCACUGUUGACUGCGUACUGGCCACAGACCUUGAUCGUCACUCGAUAGUACUAGAAACUUUCAACGAUCAGGUUAAGGCUGGCCUGAAUUGGGCAGAUGAAACGCAUCGGUUGUCAGUCCUUUUAAUGGUAAUCAAGCUGGCUGAUGUGAGCGGUCCAUGUAAACGGUUCGAUUUACACAGCAGUUGGAUGAACCUCCUUUGCCAGGAAUUCUACCAGCAAGGUGAAGAGGAACGUAAUCGUGGCUGGGAGAUCACCAAAUAUAUGGAUGGUAACCACCCGGAAACGGCAAAACUACAGAGCUCUUUCAUCACGAACGUGGUUCAACCACUCUUAACAGCGUAUAGUAACGCAGGUCUCAUGCCCAGCCAGUGGGUACUUCCCGUGCCCCCAGCGCUUGACGGUAUGGAGGACGCACCCAAUCAGGGCGACGGAGAAAGGCAAUCUCUAAUGAAGGACUGCAUUCCUAUGAAACAUCUCCAGGAUAACCUCUCUUACUGGACAAAUAUACUUGAACACAAAGGUCAAAAGGGAGGAAGCGCAUUGUGAAUGUCAUUCAGGGGUUCUUCAACCAGGAUCUUCAGAGUCUUGGAACGACUUUUUGGAAAGGAAGUACCUAAUAAAUAGAAGUUUAGCGUGUGGCCUCGUGAGUCCAGACUCAUGGCCGUAAAUAAAUAAUAAUAAGUUAUUUAUCUAGUACGUAUUAUGCAUUGACAUAUAUCGAAAUAUGCGGUACGCGUCGUCCGUUACAAGCAAACCUUGCCAUCGCAAUGCGAAAAAUAGGAUAACGAUCACGAUCACUCUACGCUAAUUACUGAAUGAUUUUAAUCAAUAUGGUAAGCAAAAUAGGUGCUCUUACAGAACUAUGUGGGUACCAAUUGAUGGGUGACAAUCUGUUAACCUGUUAACCGUAGGACCCAAUAAUAUUUACAUUAAUACUGACACUAAGCAUCCUGCAAAUCAGGUUAGGCGAGGAAAUUUUCGUUGAAGAUAGCGCUCGUAACCGUAGAAUGCUUUGGUAUCGUCAAAGUUAAAAGUGAAGAAACACAUUUUAAGGUACACAUGUUUUCAUGUUUAAUAAAUAAGAUGUACAAACCGCAAUGUUAAGAUGUACACUCUUUCAAUAGCAAUGUAUAUAACCCUAUAUCCAAUGUUACUUACGAAAAACGCGUACUACUGGAGGCUGCCAAUCGAACGGUAAAGGAUAUCACUUACUUACGUGUAUAGUAAGUGAAGUAAAGUCCCGUUGUUAUUUGGUCAUAAAAAUAAUUAGGUACUAAUACUUGGCGGUCGAUGAGAGUAAGGUUAAUCUAAUGAUCUACACCGGAUACAUCGAUAAUAACAUUGUACAGGCACAGUAACAAUGCCCUCGUUAGGGAGGGAAUAAUUCGUCAAGGAUGUGAAAUAUAUAUUACAUGUUCUUUUUCGUCCUAGCCGCGCGUCUCUUUUUUUUUGCGGAAUAUUUUGUGAGCUAAAAUAUUGCCAUAAGGUCUUUCGCCUCAGAAAUGAACUUGAGGCGUGCAAAAAGCGCGGGCUUUUUUUAAAGUGAAUCGAUGCAGUUUUACUUGUAAUGUGCCACCAAUCAUUACUUUAUAAAUUAUAGAAUAGGAUUAUCAGAUCGAGAACCUGGUAAUGGUGAACGGCACGUAAUGCGAGUCGAAAUAAUGUCAAAAUAAGGCAUACGCGUAGUGGGCACUGGAAUUGUAAUUAACAGAGGAGAAAUACAGAUAUAUGAAAUAAAGAAACAAACAUACGGAAUAAUGUAAAGACAUGAAAACAAAGCAGACGAUCUUUCCAGUUCCAAUUAUUCCAAAGCUAUGUACCCAAAACUUGCGAUUAAUAACUUUAAUCAAUCAUUGCACAAUAAUAUUGCCAGGGACCAAAUUGGACCUCACAAAUAGUACAUCAAAUUGACCCAAGGUACCACCGUUUCAAUAAAA